AUGUACAUGUUUCUUUUGAAGCUGGGAUGUAUACGCAGCCUUCUCCUUAGCCUAGGGCCCCAGCCACAGACCCCUGGCCACAGCUUCCAAUCAACACAGCAUUCUGCAUCAUUCAUCAGCCAGCCGCCAAGGCAGGUAUCCGGGCGCAGCCCAGAACAUAGCUUACACCAGUUCCCCUCCCCAUUGCUGUUCACUUGUUCCCAUUUCUAUACACCUAUAACGCCGAACAUCCUAACCACAGACACGGGCUUCGCGACGCUUGCCUGGCUGUUUGGCCGCAACGGUUCGACGCCUCUUAGUAGCGCAUAA
Messenger RNA from Bipolaris victoriae FI3, 309 nucleotides. RefSeq lists its product as hypothetical. The transcript has a single exon. The record is from RefSeq and is a predicted model, not a curated record. Bases 1 to 309 code for a protein of 102 amino acids. NCBI's taxonomy places the organism in Eukaryota, Fungi, Ascomycota, Dothideomycetes, Pleosporales, Pleosporaceae.